Cinara cedri is the source of this 7645-nucleotide messenger RNA. The record is from the annotation of a GenBank genome assembly. Lineage: Eukaryota; Metazoa; Arthropoda; Insecta; Hemiptera; Aphididae.
AUUGCUCGUUCACAAAAACACGCGCGUCGUUCCGCACCGUCAGUAUUGACUAAUCGUUAAUAACAAUUAUUAUAAAUUGACUUGUUGUGAUUAAGUGUAAUUAUUGAUGCGUGGUGCCUAUAUAUAUUAUUAAAGACAUCGGUGAAAAUAAUUUUAAAAAAAAUGUUCGAAUUCUCCAAUUGCGUGUACGUUGGUUUACUGAUUCCAGCAAUAAUUGUACUAUUAUUUAAGCUACGAGUACGACUACAGAAAUCUCCGGCACAUCAGCAGAAGAUCUUAUCACGUAAUAAUUAUGUCGUCCCGUCCCUCACGACAAACUACUGGACUCAAUUGAAAUUUGUUUGGAGUUUUGCUUCAAAAAAACCUAAAGGUACUUUUAUCAAAAAAAAAAAAACCAUGAAUAAUAAAAAUGACAAUUACAGCGGUUUCUUAAUUUCUAAAGACAGCGGAUGCAUUCAUUACGAAAUCAUGCAAUAAUAAUAAAAUAUUUUUACAAGCAUCAGUAUAAUUUUGGGUAUAUUGUAGUAAAAUUAUGAACUUAAAGUUACAAAUAAUUGGCUAUAGUUAGUAUAAGUAGGUUGAAUUCAUGAAAAUCCUAAAAAAUUUUAAAAAAAAUCAUAAACAUAAACCUAUAUUUACCAGUGGAGAUUCCACCCACGUACGUUAUAAAUCAACCAAGUUAUGGCGAUUUUUUAGGGGGGAGUUUGCGUUGACAAUUUAAGACUGCUAAUCUACCGAAAUCAUGUUAAGUCUUAUCAUACCAUUAUAGAAUUUAUCCCCUCCCUCCCGUAAAUACACAACUGUACAACCUACUUUGUCUAAGGUACCUUUUUUCUUUAUAUUUUUCUGGAACUAGAAUGGAGUUUUAUUUUAUACGGAAAUUAUAGUUAUAAUAAUUCAUAUUUUUUUUACUAAUUUUAACAAUUUCCGAUACCAAAUUAUUCAAAUGAUUUUUUUUUUUUUUUAAAUUUAAAAUUUAGAUCUGUUGCCUUAUUAUAUGGAAUUAAUCAAAGCCAACGGCCCAGUAAUUCAUUUUUAUAUUACUGGACGAUCGUAUGUUCUGCUCAGCGAUCCUGAAGAUUUAAAAGUAAGUCGAUUUAUAUAGGUAUACUGUAUUAUACUGAAUUAAGAUUAUAAGUGAAGCGAGGAAUUUAUUAGUUUUACAAUAAUAUUUUUUUUUUUUUAUCUGUGAACAACUUUCCUAUCAGAAAUCUUGCUCUAAUUUAAAAGUACUACACUUUUACUGAAAGAAAAUUUAACGAGGUGAUACUUAGAGAAGUUAUAUUUUGAUUUUACCAGGAGUUUUUCCAAUAAAUGAGAAAACCAUGGAAAACCGGGAAAAACGGGAAAAUAGGUACAAUAAUUAACAAAUAUUUUUUUAAUAAAAUAAUAAAAUAAAAACGAAAUUAUAAAUAUGGUUAAUACUUGUAAAUAAAUAUAUAAAUAAAAAUAAAUAAAUUAAUGAAUGCGUUGCCUGGAGUAUUAUGAUAAGUGUAUUAAAUAAGAACAGUUUCGAAUUAAAAAUUCAUCAUCAGGUAUAUCACAGUCAAAAUGUAUAACACAACUGAAUAUUAAAAAAAUUAAUGAAGGAAUACAUAGAAAAACAAAUUAUGCAAAUUAGUCGUUUAACAGAGAAAUAAUUUAUUUUAAUAAGAGAUAAUUCAAAAUGAAUAUUUAAAAAAACAUAUAAUACAUAUGCAAUUAUUUUACCAUAAUAUGAUAUAUAUAUAUUAGCAUUAUAUAUAUAUUAUAUAUUGGCAAAGCAACACUAUCAACCGAAUUCCGCUCAGAAUUGAUUCAUUAGCAAUGGUUAAUCCUUGCAUACAGAUAUACAUUAAAUUUCCCCUCAACUACUUUUCCAACUUCUUACAUAUAACAGAGGCUGCACCUGUCCCCAUCAUCCUAGGACAACAUUUGUUAUUAAAAUUUUCGUUAGGUAUCAUAAUGUUCCUCGUCUUUACUAUACAAUAAUAACUCUAUUGUAUAGAGUAUAUAAUAUAGGGUACAGUUAAAAUUAUCUAGACACAAAAUAGAAAUUUGAUUAAAAUUUUUUAUGAUUCUAUUUAUUUUUUUUUUUUUUUUUACAAUAAUUGAUCGUUAUUUAUUCUGUAGUAUAUUAAAUAAACAAUUACCUAUAUAAUUAAGUGUAUAUCUAAAUUACACUAUUAACCAUCUUUCCGAUUAAACAUUAAUAGUCAGUCAAUGAUCCAUAGUAUGUUCAAGAUUAUUUUCUAUGCAUUUCAUGUUAUAGAUUCUACUGUCCAGUACAAGCCAUAUUAAAAAAGGUUGCGAAUAUGAUUUAUUGAAACCCUGGCUGUCUGAAGGUCUAUUGACAAGCUCAGGUAUAAAUAUAGCUCAGGUCAAAUAUUUAUAAACAUAAUAAUUAUGUUAAUUUAUAGGGUCGAAAUGGCAAAAUCGUCGAAAGUUGCUCACCAAGGCGUUCCAUCUGAAAUCGUUAGACCUAUAUAACUCACCGAUAAACAAACAUUCAAGGUUAUUGGUAAACAAUCUACUGAGAGCGUCUGGAAAUAAUAAUAAUGGAAUAUCUAUUGAGGAAUUUGUGACAUUUUGUUCAUUGGACAUGAUUUGUGGUAUUCAAUUUUAAAUUUUCGUUAUAAUUACAUAUAUUAUUAUGAACGUAACUGUAAAUAUGGAGCACAAUAAUUCAUAGACAUAGACUCCUAGGUUUAUUUUUGGGGUAAACAAUAGCAAAUAUAUUUACGGCUAUAUAUUUAUAUACUGUGGCAUGUUUUGGGAGAGGUGUCCACCAUGUCAAUGACUCUCCGGUCAAUGACCCAAUGUAUUAGUAUUACCAUUACUCAUUCCUAUUUAUUAGCCAGGAGAAUUUUUUUUUUUUUCAUUUUCCAAGCAAUAAUAUCUAUUAAAAACCAGGAUAACACAUAAUAAAAAUGGGAAAUUUGCGAAAAUAAAAGUUUUAUUAUUUGUUAUAAAUCAUGUAAAAAUAUUCUUAGAUAUUUGGAAUUUCGAUGAAAAACUUAUAUUGGCCUUUUUUUAAAUAUAGUAAAAUUGUCAAGCCAUUAUUGAGCUAUUUAUAGACAUUUUAAUUUUGCGUGUUUUGUAUGUAAUUUUUAUUCGGUAGACACUCUAGAUGUAGUAAAAUUGUUAGACUUGAUAGAAAUUAUUGAAAAUUUUACUGGAGGUUUAUUAAAAGUCGUACUUUGUGGUCGAAAGAAAAUAGUUGAAAUUAAUGUAGUAUUCUUUUUAUGAAGGAAUUUCAAUAUCAAAUUUUAAUGAAAACCGUAAAUAUUACAGCCUUUUAAACAUGUAUUAUAUAACUCCGCUCUGAAUUGUUUUUCAUUAACAAAGAUUAUGUGGAAUAAAUCUAAUUUUUCAAAUUUUAAAUUCCAAGCGUAGUGAAAGAGCUAUUGGUUUUACAAUGCUGUUUAUUUAUUUUUCUUUGUUCUGGACUGCGGACACGUUUUUACUUAGUAAACUUGCCUCGAUAUUUAAGUGUGGUAAUUUUUCUGAAAGCUCAAGUUGUGUACUUUGAAGAAGUCGUGUUUUAGAUUUUCGAAUAAAAGUACGAAAAAACGUACAACUUCACGAUUUUAUUAUUUUAUAAAACAUGGACAAUGUUGAAAUUUUUGUUUUGUGUAAAUAUUUAGCAUAUAUAAUUGGCAUGAAUUUGAAUACUUAUCACCGCGAUUUCCAUGCAUUCAGUUGCAAAAUUAAAAUUUCUAUAAUCAACUCAAAAAUGUAUUAAAUGUUUUGAAAACUGUACCACGUCUAGAAAAAGCAAAAAUAAGUUUUAUGUCAAAAUUUUAAGUCUCUAUGAAUACUUUAAACUUCAAAAAACAAAAUUUAAAAUAUUUAUUAAAAUUAAAAGAAUUGUUCUCUUAUAUUUUCCAGUACAUUCUGCAUUUUUUGGGGGGAUUUACUCAGUUAUUAAAAAAAAAAAAAAAAACUAUAAAGAAAAUCAAAAAAAGAAUUAUUUAUUCAAAUACCAGGUUUAAAAUGCAACAAAAAAGCUCACGUGUCGUUUAUCUCGUUGAGCAAUAGUUAUGAUAGAAAACAUAAGCUAUACAAAUUUAAAAUAAAAAAAUCGUUGUGCCGUAAUUCGAAAAAAAUUAUAUAUUUAAUCUUUUUUAGCUUUUCCUAAUUAUUAUGAAAAAUACUUUAGAUAUCAAAAAAAUAUUUGUGUCAGUGAUCUCUCAUAAUUUUUCAAUUGUAGUAUUAUUUUUGAUAGAAAACAUAAGUUGAAUAUAUUAAAAUAAUUAAACCGGGACGCUACGUUGCUGUAAAUAUUAAUCAAUUUUAAUUUUUUGGUUUUGCCAAUUAUUUAAAAUACUACUUUGGAUAUCGAAAAACGACUGACUUUAAGAGUAGCAAAAUAUUAAUAAAAACAAAAUUCAUUUCUUAUUAUUUUUCGAUUAAAGUAUUAUUUCUGGUAAAAAUCAUAAUGUUAAUAUACUAAAAAUAAUGAAAACGGUAACAUCUCUGCGCUCUGUAAAUAUUUGCCGUUUUACUUAUAAUAUCCUUUUGGUUUUUCCCAAUUAUUUCUAAAACCUUGGAGAACUCGCACCAACUAGAGACGAUAACCUUUUAAAGAAGGUUAUAUAUUUUAUACUUCGGAGGAAGUUUUCUGGUAGAGUGUUGUUUAUAGACAAAAAAAAAUUAAAAAAUCAUAAUACUCUUUAAAAAUAUAAAAUUAAUUUUUUAUCCUUUAGAAAAAAAUCAAAAUACAUUAUAUUAAAUUAACUAUGAAGUAUGUAAAAAUAAGAAAAAAUCUAAAAGUGCAAAUAAAAAAUAUCUAAAAAUGUAAAAUAAAAGUUUCAUUUUUGAAAUCUUUGAUAUAUGAAACGAAUUUUGUGUUUGGAAAGCAUUAUUUUGGGAAAUUUAGAAAAAAAAUCCAAUUUGCAUUGAAAUCCAUACCCUAUUAAUGGCCUUCAAUUUUUCUACUAUACAAUAUAUCAGAGUUACAAACGUAAAAUUUAUUGUUAAGUACUGACAUAGUAAUUUAUUUGAAAAGAAGCAAGUUCAAUGUCUUUUUUUUCAGUAAAUAAUUUGAAAAAUAGGUUUUGUAAGGUUCAUAAAAUGUUAGACAUCUCCAAAAAUUACCUAAAAUAAGCCACUGUGCAUGUUAUACUACAAGUAUUAAUUAAUUAAUUAAUAAUUGACUAUAAUAUUUAUAUAUUUACACAAUUUAACGACCCAAAAGUAUAUAUGUAUAUAUUUUAUUUUUCUCUAAGAAACGAUUAUGGGUACUGAAAUGAAAGCCCAAGAAGGUGAAUCAGAAGAAUACGUUCAUAGUAUUAAACAGUAAGUUUAAAAAUAUGAUUUUUAGAUUUUAAAAUUAUAAUACUUUAUUAAUUUAACCUGGAAAAAUAAAAAUAAAAUAUGUAUUAAAAACAAAUAUAUAUAAGUAAAUACUAAUUUAUAAGUGUUAAUAAAUGUGAAUUUAUUUCUUUUAAGUGCAUGCAGAUCAGUGAUUGACAGAAUAUUUAAAUUUUGGCUAUGGAAUGAUCUAAUGUUUAAAAUAAGCGGAUGUGGUCGAAGAUUUUUUAAAUCUAUCAGAGUGCUACAUAAUUACACCGAUAAUGUUCGUAUAUGCCAACUCAAAAUGUUAUAUUUAUAUUAUUAUUUAUCGAUUGUACUAAUUUCCAGGAAAAAUAAAAUAAUAACCAAACAUGUUUUUUAAUUAUUCAGGUCAUUAAAAAUAAGCGAACGUUAUUAUAUAACUCAAAAAAUCAAAAUGUUCAACACGAAAGUGUAAACGGUACAGGAAAAUUUAAUUCUUAAUUAAGUACUGAUUAGUCAUUAUUAUUAAAAUAUUCUUCUUUUAGAAAAGACCCCAAAAAAAUCUUUCUUAGAUUUACUUUUAGACGUUUUGGAAGAAAACCCGGAUCAGAUGACGAACAAAGAUAUUCGAGAAGAAGUAGAUACAUUUCUUUUCGAAGGACACGACACUUCGUCCAUAUCGAUGACGAUGACAAUAAUAUUGCUAGGCUUGCAUCAAAAUGUUCAAGUAAAAAUCAAAAAGUUAAAAUUUACAAAUUGUUUUUCAAGCAACAUAAAUUUUAGAACAAAGCGAGAGAUGAGCUUUUUGAGAUUUUUGGAGACUCGGAUAGAGAUGUAACAAUCGAAGACUUGACUGCCAUGAAAUACUUGGACGCAGUGAUAAAAGAAUCUCUUCGAUUAUAUCCAAGUGUACCGGCCAUUUCGAGAGAAUUACAAACAACAUUAGAGCUCAGUAAGUUUGUAUGCAAACGUAUUAUUUAUAACGUAUAGCUCAUGAAGUUUGAGAUGUUGAUUUAUUAACCAGUAGUCUUUUUAGGAUUAUCUUGAGUGGGAGAGAACAUUUAAUUAAAUUUAUUGGUAAGUAGAAGAGACCGGGGCUGAUUAUCACACAGGUUGGUUGUCACAAAGCUCAGUGCGCCAGCGCUGUUAUUACUUAGCGAUCGUGAUAAAACUAGUCAUUGUUUAUAUCUAGACGAAUGUAUAUUAUUAGUUGCGGUGUCUUGUUGUAAUUUUUUGUACAAAAAAAAUUCUGGAAUGUUAUAAGGUAUAUUAAAUAUCGUGUGAAAUAAUAUAUUUAAAAAUGAUUAUACCUACAUUUAUGUUCCAAAUCCACAAUAAAUAUUUAUUAUAGUUUAUUGAUCAAUAUCUAGGUAUUUUAUAUUGAAAUUUUUGACAUUUUAUGAUAUUAACCAGUUAACUAUUACGUCUAUUACAGCUUUUAUUGAUGUUAACCUAUUUUUAGAGAACUGUAUUAUUCCUCCAAAAACGACGAUUUCGGUAAUACCUUACAUUAUACAUCGAAACGAGAACUUGUAUCCAAAUCCAGAAGAAUUUAUUCCCGAUAGGUUCUUGGAUGAAGAAAAUAAGAAUAAAUUCCUGUUCGGAUAUUUACCAUUUAGCGCCGGUCCAAGAAACUGCAUUGGUAAAAUUAAAAUACUUUUUUUAUUUAACUAUAAUAUUAUAAAUUUUGAGCGGAGUGAGGAAUGUAUUGGUUUUACAAUAAUGUUUAUUUUAUUACUUUUUUGUAUUGUGUAUCAAUGAAUGGGAAACAACAAAUGAAGAAAAAUGGGAAAAUAUAUUUUAUGCCAUUUCAUGACUUCAUUUUUUUUUUAAAAAAAUUAAAAAAUUACGACAUUUCAAACCAUAAUUAACUGAAUUUCACUCUGAAUCACAUUUCUUUAGCAAUCAUAGUUAAUCAAUAGUUACAGUCUAUAGAUUGAUAUUAAAUAACUUUAUGUAUCUUCUUUUCCUAAAACCUUUUUUAAACAGUGUCACGCCUUUCAGCCGUAUCAGCCUUUUAUUUUAAUAUUAUUUCUAGAUAAAAAUAAUAUUAACAUUUAGCAAUUAAUUAUAAUGAUAAAUUAUUAAUGAUAAAUGUGUCUACUAAUUUAUGAUCAAACAUGUUUCUAGGACAAAAAUACGCAAUGAACCAAAUGAAAACGGUCAUAUCGACUAUUUUACGAAAAUCAAAAAUCGAAACGCUUGGGCGGAGAGAAGACGUUCAAAUCCGUAUGGAAUUAAUCCUUAGACUAGACUCAUCUACAAAAGUUAAAUUUCACGAGAUUUAAAAUUGUUUUAUAAUUAUUAUUAUAAAUAGUCACCGGUUAGAUAUAAUACUCUGAUUUAUGUUACAUAACCAAUGUACAAAAUAUUAUAUAGAUAGACU